This is a messenger RNA of Laetiporus sulphureus 93-53, 2035 nucleotides long. RefSeq lists its product as uncharacterized. Lineage: Eukaryota; Fungi; Basidiomycota; Agaricomycetes; Polyporales; Laetiporaceae. Bases 75 to 1916 code for a protein of 613 amino acids. The transcript has 8 exons. The record is from RefSeq and is a predicted model, not a curated record.
CUUCAACACUCUUCAUCACUUCAUCUCGUUGCGUAUCGUCACCAGAAUUGACAGAUCGCCCGAAUGCGCUCCGGAUGAUGCAACAGUAUUUACCCUGCACGCUCGCCCUCCGUCAUAGGUCAGCUGCAGCUCAGCCGAACGGUCACUCUUACGUGUGUCACGGCAGCAUCUAUUGGAGGACGCUGUUCUGUCUUCGCCAAGCAAGACGAGGAUGGACGGCUCGAACGAGCAUCGUGGGGCUCGCCACAGGAGCUCGACUGUGCGCCCUGAAACCACGUGCAGCGUCGUGCGCGCUUGUGGCCCGAGUGGCUGAAGGUGGGGGCAAAUCCGGUCUUCCACCGAAAGGCGCAUUAGCAACGGUGGAAUGUGCCCAGGUUACGUCCGCUCCAUCACUUAUUUCUAGGCGCUUAUUAGGGGCGACUGCUCAGGACGUCAUAAAGGAAUGGCAGGUCUCUCUGACCUCGCUACGCUGCACACUCGCUUUGCACGGCCUCGGAGGCGUCAUCUAUUUCCACCACAGCAAUGGCAACAAAAGCAAAGGCGAUGAUCCACCCCGCGCAGAUCCACCCCGUCGAGAAGAGAACGUGAGGGAGCAGGUGAAGAGCGAGGACGCCUACCGCUUCGGCGAGUGCAGAUGCGCAGGGUGUGAGGCCCGGCGAGAGGCCACGCGCAGAGCAAUUGAGGAGUAUCGUGACGUAAUACCACGCCGUUUCAACGAGGUGUAUGCGCCGCAGCUGGAUCCCAUAUGGGAGCUUUAUGAGGAGGAGAGUCGAAAUCGUAGUCAAGAUGACCAUCUCGACAUGGAUUACGAUCUGAUCGUCGAAGAUAUCCCGGCCACUCCAGAAAAAUGCUACGAACCGGAUAGAGAGCAGAAUGAAGUGCUCCUCGGGCUGCAGCGCGACCGACGUAACAUCGUUCUCGACUCGACAUGCCCAGAAGUGGCGCCCCACAUUGUGAUUUCACCGCCCGAUCUGAACGAGGAAUGGGAUCUCUACUGGGCCGUCUGGAUAAAUCGGAUGGGGCCACAAGACCCUAAGUAUUUGUCACUAGCGCACCCAGAUUGCCGACUACUAGCGACUCUUCCGCCCCAUGCUGACCGACAUAAGGGUAGCUCGGUGGAGACGUUGGUGCAAGAGCCACGGUAUGGGGACGAUGACGCUACGCUGGAUGCAGAACCACAGAGAGUGUUCAGUCGGUCAGCUCUACAACAAAGAAUUGUUUCCGCAUCGCAGGAAACUGAGGUCGUCUACCUGGACAACGUCAUCACCGCUGUGCGGCGGCACUGUUACAGGGCAUCUGCACUAGCAGCGAGCGCGGCGGCAUCGACGUUCAGAGCGAGAUGGGAUGCAGCCGACUUUGCAAUUCAGGUCGAGAAGCCGUUUAUGUGGAUCGAUCCUGCCGAAACGCUCUUGUCGUUCUUCUUCCAAUGCCUCGGUACACUCGUCAUCGACUCAACAACGCCAUAUACGACGCCGCAUAUAGUCAUCCAGGAGCCUUUACCGGAGAACCUAUGGGGACUAUACCACAACAACACGCCCUCUCCUCAAGACUGCGGGCUCGGCAAUCUGCUCACUGUACCCUCCUCAUUCGUCGACUAUGUAAACCUCGAGCCCAACUCGUUCGAGGAGGAUGACUAUCCCGCCGACAGCCGGCCAUCCUCGAGCGGCAUGGAGAGCAACGUCCCCCGCACGCCAGAACACCCUGAGGACUCUGUCGGCGUCGCGGUGCCCGCGCAGUGCGUGGACAUUAUGCACGCGGACCAGAUUUCCUUCUCGACGUCUGCGCUCUGGCAGACUGCAAGCCAGCCUGAGGAGCCUGCGCCGCAUGGAGAUGACGUCCCAGCGUACGAAGAGGAGGAAGACCAGCUGCCGCCUUUCGAUGAGUGGUACCAGAGCAUCGCGAGGCGCGCUGCUUGAGCAUUGUCUUGAUACGUACUAUAGAGCUAUCGUAUACCUGAUGCCUUAGAUACCAAUAGUAACACAUGUAGCAUAGUGCAUGUCAAUAAUUACUGUACGCUUAUGACCUUCCGGACCGU